GUUACUACUUUCCUAAUAUGAUCUUGACCAACAUUAUAUCUGCGCUAUCGCUAUGCGCUGCCGUGAUUGCAGCCCCAACUGAAAAGCGCGGGGUUAGCUUCAACUGGGGCUCGGAGAAGAUUCGCGGUGUCAACAUUGGCGGGUGGCUAGUACUCGAGCCAUGGAUUACUCCAUCCAUCUUCGACAACGCCAACCAGGGUCGUCCACAGCGAGAUAUCGUUGACGAGUACACCUUGGCUGAAAAGCUUGGUAGCCAAACAGCGCUGAGCAUCCUUCGCAAACACUGGGAUACUUUCGUCACUUGGCAAGAUUUCAACAAGAUCAAGCAAUCAGGCUUCAAUGUUGUCCGUAUUCCCAUCGGAUAUUGGGCAUACGACACAUUUGGCUCGCCUUAUGUUAGUGGAGCGAGUGUUUACAUCGACGCUGCUAUCGAUUGGGCUCGAAGCCUCGGGCUCAAGAUUGUCAUUGAUCUUCAUGGCGCCCCUGGAUCUCAGAACGGAUUCGACAAUUCUGGCCAGAGAAUGAAUACUCCAACCUGGCAACGUGGCGACACCAUCCGACAGACACUGCAAGUCCUCCGGACCAUCUCCCAAAAAUACGCGCAACCAAGCUACCAGGAUGUCAUUAUUGGUAUCCAGCUACUGAACGAACCAGCACUGUAUAAUGGCCUUAGUCGCGAUGUAACAGCGCAAUUCUACCGCGACGGCUAUGGUCAAGUGCGCGACGUUUCCGACACUCCAGUCAUUCUUUCGGACGGCUUCACUCAUCCAAACUCCUGGAACGGAUUUCUCACGCCUUCGGAUGCCAACGCCGUCAAUGUCGCUCUUGAUCACCACCAAUACCAUGUAUUUGACACGACACUCCUCAAGAUGUCGCCUCUUGAGCACGCACAAUACGCCUGCAGAAGCACCGGCGCAUACGGCGGUGCGGACAAGUGGACCUUUGUGGGAGAGUGGACGUCGGCCAUGACUGACUGCGCAAAAUACCUCAAUGGCUUCGAUCGUGGUGCCCGCUACGAUGGAACAUACCUGAACAACCCCAGGGUCGGCGACUGUAGCUGGCGAAACAACAUCGCCCAAUGGCCCGCGUCGUACAAGGACGAGUCCAGGCGCUACAUUGAAGCGCAGAUCCGUGCAUUUGAGUCUGCGACGCAGGGAUGGGUCUGGUGGAACUUCAAGACGGAGGGUGCGGCUGAAUGGGAUGCUUUUAGGCUCAUUGAUGCUGGUGUCUUCCCCGCAAUCAGGAAUGGACAGGUCGACUACAAGUUUGGUCCAGCGUGUUAGGCAUGCAACUGGACCCUCACUUGCAGGCCUCCAUGCAAGGCAGCUGAAGUCUACAGCAGAAAAAGCACAUUGCAUACAUGGGCAAGCAUUCGUUGAUUGCUCGAUUGCAUAACGAAGUAUAUGAUAGGCUUGGAUAACGAAGUAUAU
This is a messenger RNA of Exserohilum turcica Et28A, 1430 nucleotides long. RefSeq names its product glycoside hydrolase family 5 protein. NCBI's taxonomy places the organism in Eukaryota, Fungi, Ascomycota, Dothideomycetes, Pleosporales, Pleosporaceae. Gene Ontology annotation, cellular component: cell surface; extracellular region. Gene Ontology annotation, biological process: glucan catabolic process. The coding region runs from base 18 to 1283 and encodes 421 amino acids. The record is from RefSeq and is a predicted model, not a curated record. The transcript has 6 exons. Gene Ontology annotation, molecular function: glucan exo-1,3-beta-glucosidase activity.